Molecule: messenger RNA, 1209 nt
Organism: Rotaria sordida
Lineage: Eukaryota; Metazoa; Rotifera; Eurotatoria; Philodinida; Philodinidae
Source: the annotation of a GenBank genome assembly
AUGAUUCGAAAGGAUCUAAAUAGUCCAUCAAUGUAUGAAACAGGUAUUGCUAUGAGUGAUCUUUCAUGUUUUAUAAAUAGUGAUCUCGCACGUGAUUUAACUAAUGCUAUAAUGACGCUUUUUGGUGUAUUAACACCAUUAGAACUUCGUUUAGGCAAAAAAUUAAUAGAACUAUUGACAGAUUUAAUUCAUAUUCUUGUUCCAAUUUCAUCGGAUUUACCAAAUCAUAAUGCUUCAAUUCAACUAUGUGUACAAAAACUUCAAAUACUUAUCGAAGAUUCAGAUCAAAAUUUAAAAUAUAUUGGUUUACUUGCUAAGUCGACAAUCUUACAUACGCAUCCAAAAAGUAUUCAAUCACAUAGUGAUUUAAUAAUGCGUUGUCUUGAUCUUCUUUCUCGAAUGUCAUUAAAAAAUCAAAAUAUUUUAAAAAUUAUAAUAUAUCUAAUUCAAUCAUCGAAUAAUGAUAAAACAUUAAUUCAACAACUUCUUUCAUUAACGAUUGAUAAAAUGUCUCUAUUUUUAUCAAGUGGUGAUGUCGAAGCACAAGAACGAACUGAAACAACUUCGGAUACUAUAAAUGGAAAUGAUUGUAUUGAAUUAACAUUAUCACAAGGAACAAAUGCUACUAGUUUACAAUUAACACUAUCUGAUCAAUUAUAUCGUCAAGCAAAAAUUGAUGAAGAAAAUCGAUUAAUUCAUGAUAAUGAUGAUGAUAUUUAUCCAACUGUAAAAGUAACACGUGAUGGUGAAUUACCAGAAAAUACUACAGAAAGUGAAAAUAAAGAUAAUGAUAAUGAUGUGCGUGUUGAAAAAAAUAAAAAAUAUGAUCUAUAUCGAGCACUUAAUAUUGACUUAAAUGAAAAAUCUAUUCAAUCGAUUUCUAUGCCAUCACCAUGGACAUCUCAAUUAAAAGAAUCAGUUCCUAAACAAAAAAAGAAAAUAAUUGAAAAACAAGAACAAUUAUCAACAUCGAAAUCUAAACACAAACGAGAACAUAGUGAUGAUAAAGAAUUAUUACUACCAACUGAUGAAGAAGAAAAUCGUCCAACUUCUUCUACACCUUCUCCUCCUCCUCCUGAUACUGCAGAGAAAACCAAAGUAAAAAAAUCAUCAUCAGAAAUAACAACAAUAGUAUAUACAAAUACUUCUGUGCCACUCCUAUUGGACAUUAUGACGGAUGAUAUUCAUCCAACAAAUCAAUCUGAGUAA